UUUUAAAAUAUAGAUAAGCAAAUAAACAAUUUAAAUUUAAAAUUUAAAAAUAUUAAGACAUUUAAAACGUACUAGCCUUAAUAGUAAACACCAACAAUAUAGGCAUUUAUAAUUUAGAAAAAUGUCUGAAGAUUUUCUAAAAUGUCAACUAGGCUUUUUAGGUAACACCGAAGGCUCAGCAUAUUUAUCUCAAGGUAAAAGUACUGUUUCUGUGUCGGUUGUUGGACCAUUUGAACCCAAGGCUAGCAAAUGCAUGUAUGACCGUGCUACUGUGGAUGUGACUUUUAGACGAAAAACUGGAAGCAUAACUGUUCAUGACAAAAUGUUAGAAGGUAUAAUGCAAUCAACAUGUGAAAAGUCCCUAGUUGUUGAACAAUAUCCCAGGACAGCAAUUGUUGUAACAGUUCAAGAGAUGCAGGACAGAGGAAAUUUAUUGUCCACUUGCUUGAAUGCUUCUUGUAUGGCACUGAUGAAUUCUGGUAUUGCUAUGCAUCAUUUGUAUGCAGCGGUGAGUUGUGCUGUCACCGAGAACGAAGAAAUCAUUCUCAAUCCAGAUGAAUCACAAAUAAAUUCUUCUGUUGCAUAUUUUACACUAGUGUUUGCGAACUCUGAAACCAGGUUUCUGUUAACUUCGCAUACCACCGGAGAAUUUUCACAGACAACAUAUAUGGAAUGUAUGAACAAAUGUUAUGCAGCUAGUAAAGAAGUUUUUAAAUUUUAUGAAAAUGUCAUAAAAAAAAGUUAUAUUUUCAAUUAAAUGUUUUAAUAUCAGUAAUAUUUUAUCGUUUGACUUUUGUCGUGUUAAAUGUUGAUUAUCUUAACAAAAAAAACCAAAUACCUAUUUUUGAUUGUAAACUUCUUAUGUGAGCAAUAAAUUUUCAUACCAUUGA
Aphis gossypii (cotton aphid) is the source of this 890-nucleotide messenger RNA. It is a transcript of the gene Rrp46, whose product is annotated as exosome complex component RRP46. The transcript is spliced from 5 exons. Gene Ontology annotation, cellular component: nucleolus; nuclear exosome (RNase complex); cytoplasmic exosome (RNase complex). Bases 122 to 757 code for a protein of 211 amino acids. Lineage: Eukaryota; Metazoa; Arthropoda; Insecta; Hemiptera; Aphididae. Gene Ontology annotation, biological process: U4 snRNA 3'-end processing; poly(A)-dependent snoRNA 3'-end processing; rRNA catabolic process. The record is from RefSeq and is a predicted model, not a curated record.